GAGCAUACCGCCGAGUCAUUGAAGAUCUACAGUGACUUGUUCGAAGAGGUGAUUGAGCGGGAUCGGGUGUUCGGCACUUUGCUGCGCAAGGUCAAGACGGCCUAUGACAUGCAUUUGCAGGAUCGAGAGGCAAGUGUUGUGCCACCAAUGCCUGGUGCGGAGGGUCUGCCAAAGGCCUUACCUCGAGGCUUUGCAACGGAUCCGUCCCUGGCAGCCGAGGCACCUGAUCCUUCUCAGCCGUGGGAGCUGCACCGCGAGAACCAGGCGUUGAAGGACUUGAUCGAGAGGCUGCACAUGGAGCUGGAAGAAGCUGUCAAGC
Messenger RNA from Symbiodinium pilosum, 319 nucleotides. NCBI's taxonomy places the organism in Eukaryota, Dinophyceae, Suessiales, Symbiodiniaceae. The record is from the annotation of a GenBank genome assembly.